ACCAAGUACACGCUGAUAGACGAGCAGGAUAUCCCGCUGGUGGAGAGCUACUCCUUCGAGGCUCGAAUGGAAGUAGAUGCAGACGGAAAUGGUGCUAAGAUAUUUGCAUAUGCCUUCGACAAAAAUCGAGGCAGGGGAUACGGCAGGCUCCUCCAUGAGCUGCUGUGGGAGCGUCACAGGGGCGGCGUGGCUCCUGGCUUUCAGGUGGUGCAUCUCAAUGCUGUGACUGUGGAUAAUCGCCUGGACAACUUGCAGCUGGUGCCAUGGGGCUGGCGACCCAAAGCUGAGGAGACCUCCGGCAAACAGAGGGAACAGAGCUUGUACUGGCUUGCGAUCCAGCAGCUUCCCACAGACCCCAUAGAAGAGCAGUUCCCUGUCCUGAAUGUGACCCGGUACUACAAUGCCAAUGGGGACGUGGUGGAAGAGGAGGAGAAUUCCUGUACCUACUAUGAAUGCCACUACCCGCCCUGCACAGCCAUCGAGAAGCAGCUCCGGGAGUUCAACAUCUGUGGGCGUUGCCAGGUGGCCCGGUACUGCGGCUCCCAGUGCCAGCAGAAGGACUGGCCUGCCCACAAGAAGCACUGUCGGGAGAGGAAGCGACCCUUGCAGCACGAGCUUGAGCCGGAACGAUGACGGGCAGUGGAGCAGUCAUGCUGCAGGCUGUGGCUUCCAGCUCUUCUGUGGAUACAGCGGAGACUGGCGGUUGAAUCUGGAGGUGCUGAGGAAGCCAGUGUCUUGGCCCAGUCACCUUGAAACUUCCUACAGCACACACAGUUUGUGGGGACAGUGCCCUCCAGUGUUAAUCUCCACCAGAGACAAGGGGGAGGUUCCCCAGGACGUUUCUCAUUAUUUAUAUGUUAAUAUGUUUGUAAACUCAUGUACAGUUUUUUUGGGGGGGAGACAAGGGAAUGGUUAGAAACUACAAAUAGAAUCACUUGCUGAAAUCCUCAAGUAGCAAACAGUUGGCUGUGUAUCUAGAAACUGUCAUGUAGCUGAGCUUCAGUCCUUGGCAGUGGGGCCCAGGUGUGGCCUGCACAGGUCGAGUCUGAAAGGGCAGAGUAAAGGGGUGGAACUGUCUCUGUCUUGGCUGUCCUCUCCUCUCCCUGUGCAGUGUAGGUUCAGGCUGGCUUCAGUGUGGACUCAGCCAUGUGGCGUGGAUGGGAGAACCUACCCUGAUUCCACACGGCCUCUUGAGGAGCAGAGUGUGCCGGGCCUUUCUCUGGAGCUUGACCGGCAGUGCUGGUGGCAGGGGCUGUGGGAUCUCACUGUGUUAGUUUUCUCUUAGUGCCGAGAUAAAACACCCAACAUCCAAAGUUAAAGGGGAAAAGGUUUAUU
This is a messenger RNA of Fukomys damarensis (Damara mole-rat), 1335 nucleotides long. RefSeq names its product zinc finger MYND-type containing 19 (gene Zmynd19). The transcript has 5 exons. Lineage: Eukaryota; Metazoa; Chordata; Mammalia; Rodentia; Bathyergidae. The record is from RefSeq and is a predicted model, not a curated record. Bases 67 to 633 code for a protein of 188 amino acids.